UCUGCCUCUCCAUCGCCAGCCCACGUCUGUGAGGUUUGCCAUCGCUGCGUCCAAGCCUGGUGCCGUCACACGCGUGCCAGAAAAUGGCCACCUGGCCACUGUCCGUGUCGCCUUGGCUGGACUGUCAAGCUGCCAACGGCAGCAGCGCCGCCAAUGGGUUGGCUGCCAGCCAUCACACAGCCCGGCGGCCAGUCCCAGCCUUGUCCUGGCCUGGUGCUUGCUCAGCUCAGCCUGGUUUGCGCGUGCGCCUGGCGGUGCCACUGGUACUGUGUACCGCACCAGACGUUGUCGGCAGCACAGCCAACUCGCUCUCACAACCGACUUGCCCUUUCCGACUGCCUCGUGCCCACGCCACGGAGCCUCUGUUGCUGGAGGUCGCACUUGUCUAACACUCUCUGGAUAGUAUCUCUGGACAGGACUCGGGUUUCUUACUUCCGCGUCUGGCAGGUUAGGCUGCUACCAACGACAACUGCAGCUCACCAAGCCGUGGCACAACAACAACAACAACAAUGGGUAAGUGGUAUACGCAGUGUCCGCAACUGGGGCGCAUCGCUCAUACCGUCACCCACGGUCCUCUGCUUCGCCGAGUGGCCACGUUAUGUCGUGGGUGCUGACCGUCCUCUCGGGCGGGCGGUUCGCGAUGCCAACGAGCCAGCAUCUCAGGCACACCUUGAGCGUCACGUCGCAAAGCCGAGCCGCCCCUGUCGCAACCCCCUUCGAGACCGUCCACUCCAGUUCGCGCCCUUCCGCCCGCCUGCGCGAACACCACAUGCGAGCGAAUGGCCUGCAUGCGCUCGCCUUCUUCCGCAAGUCUUCCGCGUGUCCUCCUCACACCAAUAUGGGGCCGGUCCUCUGCGCCUAGCAUCACCGUUGCGGCUAUCAGGACAGAUGCCUUCUCCCGCACUGCGUGCAACCACUGCGCCGAGCUUGUAGAAACGCCCAGCGGCACCGGCUCCCUCCUACCUCUUUACACGCACCGAUUUCACCCAGUCACACACACAAAGUUUUCUCGCUCUCUCUUGCUGUUCCUAUCCCUGCAUUUCCCCUCUCCACCCAGGCCG
Messenger RNA from Microdochium trichocladiopsis, 1061 nucleotides. RefSeq lists its product as uncharacterized. The coding region runs from base 154 to 933 and encodes 259 amino acids. The record is from RefSeq and is a predicted model, not a curated record. The transcript has a single exon. Lineage: Eukaryota; Fungi; Ascomycota; Sordariomycetes; Xylariales; Microdochiaceae.